Molecule: messenger RNA, 3230 nt
Organism: Nerophis lumbriciformis (worm pipefish)
Lineage: Eukaryota; Metazoa; Chordata; Actinopteri; Syngnathiformes; Syngnathidae
Gene: dpysl2a
Product: dihydropyrimidinase like 2a
Cellular component (GO): cytoplasm; cytosol
Molecular function (GO): hydrolase activity, acting on carbon-nitrogen (but not peptide) bonds, in cyclic amides
Source: RefSeq, a predicted model, not a curated record
UUUUAUUCCUAACGCUUGUCUUCUGGGACCUGUUCCUUCAAUAAACUAAACGAAUUGACAGAUACUCUGAUAUAGUGACACCCAUUUUUAAAUUAGGGCGCCUGGCAGCACCGCGUAGACCUUGUUUGCCAUCGACAUAUUUGUCAGACAGGUGUAAAUUGCCCCCUGGGCGUCGACUGACCAGUGAGCAUCCAGUCAUCCUUUCUACAAGCUUGCUAGCUAGCUUUAGCCAAGAGGCAGGGCGCCGUUGGAGGGACACACACACAAUGUCGGGAUACCAAGGAAAAAAGAACAUUCCUCGAAUCACUAGUGAUCGUCUCCUUAUUAAAGGGGCAAAGAUAGUGAAUGAUGAUCAGUCCUUCAUGGCUGAUAUCUACAUGGAGGAUGGAGUCAUCAAGCAAAUCGGCGACAACCUAAUUGUUCCCGGUGGAGUUAAGAUCAUAGAAGCUCAGGGAAGAAUGGUGAUGCCUGGAGGCAUUGACGUGCACACCCGAUUCCAGAUGCCCGAUCGAGGCAUGGUGGCGGCAGAUGAUUUCUACCAGGGCACCAGGGCUGCUCUGGCGGGCGGCACCACCAUGAUUAUCGACCACGUGGUGCCAGAGCCUGGCGUAAGCUUGGUCGCAGCUUUCAAGCAAUGGAGGGAAUGGGCCGACAGCAAAUCCUGCUGUGACUAUUCUCUCCACAUGGACCUCACUGACUGGAACAAAGGCACUCAGGAGGAGAUGGAGACCUUGGUGAAGGAGCAUGGUGUCAACUCUUUCCUGGUCUAUUUGGCCUAUAAGGAUGUUUUCCAACUUUCUGACUCUCAGAUUUACGAGGUGUUGAGCGUCAUCAGAGACCUUGGUGCCAUCGCUCAAGUGCAUGCUGAGAAUGGAGACAUAAUUGCUGAGGAGCAGAGACGUAUUCUGGAGCUGGGUAUCACUGGACCUGAGGGUCAUGUACUGAGCCGCCCAGAAGAGGUGGAGGCAGAAGCAGUCAAUCGCUCCAUCACCAUAGCCAAUCAGACAAAUUGUCCUGUCUACAUCACCAAAGUGAUGAGCAAGAGUGCUGCUGAUGUCAUCGCUAUGGCCAGGAAAAAGGGUUCCGUGGUUUUCGGAGAGCCCAUCUCGGCCAGCUUAGGCACAGACGGAACCCAUUACUGGAGCAAGAACUGGGCCAAAGCUGCGGCCUUUGUCACCUCUCCACCACUGAGUCCCGAUCCCACUACCCCUGAUUACCUCAGCUCUCUUUUGUCAUGUGGGGACCUUCAGGUGACCGGCAGCGCUCACUGUACUUUUCUGACAUCUCAGCGUGCGGUCGGCAAAGAUAACUUCACCCUAAUCCCAGAGGGCACCAAUGGUACCGAGGAGAGGAUGUCCCUAGUCUGGGACAAAUGUGUGGUGACUGGAAAGAUGGAUGAGAAUCAGUUUGUGGCAGUGACCAGCACAAAUGCGGCCAAGAUCUUCAACCUCUUUCCUCGCAAGGGCCGCAUCGCUGUGGGCUCUGAUGCUGAUCUCGUUUUGUGGGACCCAGAUGUCACUAAGAUCAUCUCAGCCAAGAACCACAACCUGGCUGUGGAGUACAACAUCUUUGAGGGCGUUGAGGUGCGUGGAGGUCCUCUGGUGGUGAUCAGCCAAGGUAAAGUAGUGCUGGAGGAAGGCAGUCUUCACACCACGGAAGGCUGUGGUCGCUACAUCAGCCGUAAAGCCUUUGCGGACCACGUCUACAAGAAGAUAAAGGCCCGUAGCAGGCUGACAGAGUUACGAGGUGUCCCCCGGGGUCAGUACGAUGGGCCGGUGUGUGAGGUGACCAUUACUCCCAAGGUUCUGUCAUCAGUCACUUUGGUGAAGACUUCUCCUACCAAGCAGCAGGAGCAGCAACAAUUUAUUCAACAGCCCAUGCGCAACCUCCACCAGUCUGGCUUCAGUCUGUCUGGGGCGCAAGUCGAUGACAACAUCCCCCGCCGCAACACCCAGCGCAUUGUGGCUCCCCCCGGAGGAAAAGCCAACAUCACCAGUCUUGGAUAAGAUGUUUUUGGAAGUCCCGUCACACCUAACUUAAUUCACUCUUCUCCAUUUUUUCCAUUUUCACUCACAUGGUACAUAAAAAGGAAGGCACUAUUUCAUUUUAUCUGAUUUAAUUAGGAAUUUAUAGACGGCGUUUUGCUGAGGUGUAAAGAAAGCCCAGUCAAGCUCGAUGAUGAAACCUUUUAAGCUUUUGAAAUGUAUCUUUCAUUGAAGCACUCACUUGUAACAGCUUUGGACAUUUUAACAGCAGUCUGCAGUUUUUCCCCCACCAGAGAAAUGUGCUAUUUAACCAAAAGUCAGUCCUUUUUUUUAUUGUCAUUUUAAGUAGUAAAUCUUACACUGCAGAAAAGUCUAAUUCUUAUCACCUUGGUCUUCCUGUUGUGUUAUAGUUGCACUUUCUAUGUUCUUAAUCAUUUCUUUCUUUUUGGUGUCAUUUCUUAAUGCUGUGACUGCACUAAAAAGAAGAAAUAAGGGUAUUUUAUGGUUAAACUUCAAUUUCACUUUAUAUUUGGAAACUGCUGUUUCCUCUCAUUUCUUCUGUGUUCGUCCUUUUCGUCAAACUUGUAAUAUGAAUAAGGCCGCUGUAUAUUGUCAAAGACACAAACGCCGCAAAUUGCGAGAGGAGGCGGGCUGUCGGCGUCCUUGCAUCUGGUGCUAAAUGAGCAAUGCUAGUUGAGACAGACGAUGUUAACUGUGCAUGCGUCCAAACUGCAGUUGUGUAUGCUUUGUGAGACAAAAUGUGUUUUGCACCUGCAACAAUCAAUGGAUACACGUGUAUGUGAGCUAAAGGUAUAUGUCCUCCCGAAAUAUUGUGUGUUGCGUGAGAUCUUGAUAGCACAAUGUAUCUAUGAAGGCUCUUUGAGACCUGAUGGACAAUGCGUUGCUAUGUAUAGGAGAUGUCUCACAGCGUACUGACGUGUCCCACUGCUCUUUGUGUUUAGUGUUGUGUGACCCAAGUACCAGAAAACCAGUGCUCCUUUUUCUUACCUUUUAUUGUCACUAGUGUAAACCUGAGCCAAGUUAAGUGUACACCUCCAGGCUAUAAUGUGAAGUGGUUUACAUUUGAGAGGGUUUCUUGGAUAUUGGUUGUUGCUGUUGUUGUCCCACCUAGUGUGAUACUCACUCGUGUAUAUUUUAUAGGUUUAUGUCAGGGUUUGACACAGGCACUAAUCGAUAAUCCUGUCAGCAUUUUGAUUUCUGCGGAGUAAAAUCGUACAAAUAAAA